Caenorhabditis remanei is the source of this 771-nucleotide messenger RNA. RefSeq lists its product as uncharacterized. Bases 1 to 771 code for a protein of 256 amino acids. Lineage: Eukaryota; Metazoa; Nematoda; Chromadorea; Rhabditida; Rhabditidae. Gene Ontology annotation, cellular component: tRNA methyltransferase complex. Gene Ontology annotation, molecular function: tRNA (guanine(46)-N7)-methyltransferase activity. Gene Ontology annotation, biological process: RNA (guanine-N7)-methylation; tRNA methylation. The record is from RefSeq and is a predicted model, not a curated record. The transcript has 4 exons.
AUGGAAGUUAACCCGGUGUCCACUGAAAUGGAGUUAGACAACAAACCUACCUGUGAAACUGUUCCCGGUCUGCCACAAAAGAAACAUUAUAGACAACGCGCUCAUUCCAACCCUCACUCGGAUCAUGACAUUGAAUAUCCAUUAACCCCAGAUCAUAUGGAUUGGUCUAAACAGUAUGGCGAGUUUGCUACUGGAAGGCGAGUAGAGUUUGCUGAUAUUGGAUGUGGUUACGGUGGUCUUCUAAUGAGAUUGUCUCCGAAAUUCCCUGAUACUCUGAUGAUCGGAAUGGAGAUUCGAGUCAAGGUGUCUGACUACGUGAACGAGAAGAUUCAAGCUCUCCGAAAACACCAUGCAGAAGUUGGUCAUUAUAGAAACAUUGCUGUUCUCCGGUCAAAUGCAAUGAAAUACAUGCCAAAUUACUUCCACAAAAGUCAACUUUCCAAAAUGUUCUUCCUCUUCCCUGAUCCACAUUUCAAAAACAAGAAGCACAAAUGGAGAAUCAUCACUCCAACAUUGGUUUCCGAGUACGCAUAUGUGCUUCGUGAAGGAGGGCUAAUUUACACUAUCACCGAUGUCAAAGAUUUACACGAAUGGAUGGUCAAGCAUCUCAGUGAGCACCCACUAUUCGAACGUCUGACUGAUGAUGAAAUGAAUGCUGAUCCAGUUGUGGAAAUGCUCUACGACAGUACUGAAGAAGGACAAAAAGUGACUCGUAAUGAAGGAGAAAAGUGGCCAGCCGUCUUUAGACGACUUCCUAACCCUGCUUUGUAA